GAAGGAAGUACCAUCAUGUUGAUGUGCUCCGUUAACAGUUUUCCGAACUCGACAUACACAUGGGAUGCAGGACACGAAGAGAGAAUUCUAACGAUAGUGAAUGUGACACGAAUAACGAACAAAAUACACAAAUGCAAGGCAACGAAUGUUAUGGAAACAUCAUUCAAAGGAAAAGUUAUUGGCAGCAACUAUUCUUUCGCAAACCUUGAUAUACUCUAUGGCCCUGCGACCAUAGCAGUCAGAUACAACAACGUCACACCAAUCGAGAAUGAAUUUAAAGUCAUUGAAGGAUCUUCGUUCACAAUAUUAUGUUCAGCCAGCAGUAAUCCAGCUUCUCGAUAUUCUUGGUUUGGUCCUUUUACUGGAGAAAGGGAGGUUCUGAGCAUAAGAAAUGUGAGAACUGACAUGAACAGAAAUGUAACUUGUAAAGCGGAUAACACCAUGGUAGAUAGUAUGGGGCAGAUUGUUGUCGGGAAUGCACAUGUAACCGUUUUAAUGGAAGUGUUAUACUCGCCUGAUGUACAACGUCUACAGAACCAAACCGUGCUACUCAACACUUCUCUCACAGUUUUGUGCAAUUUGACCGAUGUUGGUAAUCCACCAGCCUCCAACUUUUCAUGGAUAAGGAAGGACAAUGGCAAAGUGAUGAGUACUGGGCAAACACUUACAAUAAAAAGCAUUAGAUUGACAGAUGAAGGGGAAUACCAAUGUAAUGCUUCGAACAGUAUGCAACCAAUAACUAAUGAAGUGCUAUACGGAAUAAGUCAGUCGACAGUCUAUAUAAAUGUUGAAUACGGAGCAUAUGUACGGGUAUUCAAAGCAAAUCAAUCAAACAAUAGCAUCGUUGUUAACCAGGGUGAGACAGUAGAUCUGGUAUGUGAUGCAGAUGGUGACCCCGAGCCUGUGGUUCGUGUAAUGAAUACUACCCGUGGGAAUGAAAGUAUCUUAGUUGAAAUAAAAGGAAACGAAGCUAUAUAUCACAUUCAACAAGCAAACUGUGAAUAUGAUAUUGGAAACUAUACAUGUUCGGCAAAAAAUCAUUAUAACGAAGGGAGACAGUUGCUGGCACUUUUCGUUUACUGCUCACCUAGAACAUCGCCGUUUUCUCCCCCGGUUACAACAUUGUACAGAGCGCCUAACGACACUGUGUUGUUCACAUUCACAAUAAUUGCCUAUCCUAAGCCGACUUUACAAGAUAUCGUUUGGUACAAGCGGAAUGCUGAUAGUUGGAGGUUGUUAUCCGAUGACACCAACUUUGUGGUCGCUAUCACUGAUGAUAGCAUGCAGACACAGCUGAAGAUAUUCCAUGUGCAACUUAAAGAUUAUACCGACUACAUGGUGAACGUUUCUAACAAAUGGGGUUCAACAGUGGAAGUGUUUACUUUAAAAGCGCAAUCAAAACCGGAAGUUCCGAAAGAAAUACAAGUAAGCAGAACAGGACAAACGGAACUGAUUAUCGAAUGGAUCCCUGGUUUCAAUGGCGGAAACAGUCAAACAUUUACUAUCAGGUACAAAGCAUUAACCGAUGGAAGCUGGAUGUUUAUUCCCAUAAACAUUUCUCACUAUAUUUGGACAAUCGAUGGGUUAAAGUCUGGAACGACAUACCAAAUUGAAAUGAUGGCACUGAACACAAUAGGACACUCGGAUUGGACACAAGAAAUAAACAUAACUACACUGUUUGAUGCAGUUAUAGUUGAUAAGGGAUCGACUUCAUCUGCUAUUUGGGGCUCGAUAGGUGGUGCUGCAGGAGUGGUCAUAAUCGUCGCCGUUCUAGUUGUUAUAUGGAGACACAGGAAACGAGGUAAAUUGCUCUAAGAUCAGGUAAAUGUAUAUAUUA
Dreissena polymorpha is the source of this 1837-nucleotide messenger RNA. Its product is annotated as synaptogenesis protein syg-2-like. NCBI's taxonomy places the organism in Eukaryota, Metazoa, Mollusca, Bivalvia, Myida, Dreissenidae. The transcript is spliced from 7 exons. The coding region runs from base 16 to 1815 and encodes 599 amino acids. The record is from RefSeq and is a predicted model, not a curated record. Gene Ontology annotation, molecular function: protein binding.